AUGUUGAGCGCAGCAAGAACAAUGCUCCCCAGAGCAGCCUCUACACUCACGCCUUCUGGCAGUGUUGGCCGAUCUGUCGCUCCCAGCGUAGCUCGCGCAGCUGCUAUCACACCUUCGUUCGGGCAAGCACAGCGGCGAGGUUACCACGAAAAGGUAAUCGAUCACUACGAGAAUCCCAGAAAUGUGAGUGGUGCGCGUGUCUCUAUCCUGGUGGCAAUUCAGCCCAAUUCUGGAUGGCAAAAGGCAGAUGCGCCACAGCGAGCGCGCACGAGCACUUUAGCUGACACCGGCACUCGACCAUGUUGCACGUAGGUCGGUUCAUUCGCAAAGGGGGAUGACAUUGGAAUCGGAUUGGUUGGUGCGCCAGCGUGCGGAGAUGUGAUGAAAUUGAGCAUCAAGGUGUCCGAGUCAGGCAUCAUCGAGGAUGUUCGUUUCAAGACGUUUGGUUGCGGAUCGGCCAUCGCAUCCUCUUCUCUAGUCACCGAGAAGUUGAAGGGCCUGACAUUGGAGGAAGCGGGUCGAAUUCGCAACACUGAGAUCGCCCAAGAAUUGAGCUUGCCACCCGUCAAGCUGCACUGCUCCAUGCUGGCCGAGGAUGCGGUCAAGGCUGCUGUCAGAGAUUACAAGACAAAGAGGGAUCAGGCUAUCGCUCAGGGUCAAAAGCCAAAACCUGGUCAUAUCGAUGUCUCUCAAUCCGUCACCACGGGUCAAACCACCGCCACUGCCAAUGUAGACAGCGGCUUCAAGUAA
Molecule: messenger RNA, 750 nt
Organism: Ceraceosorus bombacis
Lineage: Eukaryota; Fungi; Basidiomycota; Exobasidiomycetes; Ceraceosorales; Ceraceosoraceae
Source: the annotation of a GenBank genome assembly